Argiope bruennichi is the source of this 1432-nucleotide messenger RNA. RefSeq names its product protein spaetzle 3-like. The transcript has 6 exons. The record is from RefSeq and is a predicted model, not a curated record. Gene Ontology annotation, biological process: central nervous system formation; regulation of Toll signaling pathway; innate immune response. Bases 206 to 886 code for a protein of 226 amino acids. NCBI's taxonomy places the organism in Eukaryota, Metazoa, Arthropoda, Arachnida, Araneae, Araneidae. Gene Ontology annotation, cellular component: extracellular region. Gene Ontology annotation, molecular function: Toll binding; growth factor activity.
AGAGCUUUGGUGUUGUUGCCAAUUUUAUUUUAUUUAUUGUUGUAUUUUUUUACGGCGUUGUUAUGGCUCUGAAGCACCUGCUGAAUUCCUCGCGCAGGUUGUAGCAUAGUGGGCAUUCCUUGUUCGAAACCGAACGAGUGAGAGUGGAAGAUCAGACGAAGUGCUUUAAACGGAAGGAGAAAAAAAGGAGUGGACGCGUGAAAACAUGAUCGCCUUGCAGGCGACCCUAGCAAUAUUUGCUCUGACUCUUUGGUUGGAGGUGUGCGCUGAAAUACUCAGAGGUUACCCCUGCAUAAGACGGAAGAACCAACUCUACUGCCCAUCACCGGGAAAUACGUAUCCCAAUUCUACGGAAGGGGAAGAAAGCCGGUCGGAAAGGGAGAGGAGGAGCAAGAGAGAUCGCAUCGAAAAGUUUAUCGACGAGAACAAAGCUCUGGUCAAGCGAAUGGUUGGAGAGUAUUCAUUCGGAAGCGAAGACGAUUCCAAUAACACCCCUUCCUUCAAAUUUGAUCAGUUCGAAACAUACGAUGGUCAUCCUGUUCACAGCAGAAAUAAGAGAGCCAGAACGGCAUUCGGAGCAUCACCAAAUAAAGUUGAUGCUUGUGAGUCAGCCGUUGAAAUUGUCACCCCUUACUGGGCAUCGAACAGUGCGGGAAAAAUAAGAGCAAUAGUCAAUACGCAGCAUCUGCAGCAAGCAAUACAGCAAGAAGUUUGCCAGGCCGUCCAAACUAAGAAAUGCAACGGAGACUGCAAUUGUGAGCAGAAGUAUAAGUGGCACAGGUUACUGGCUUACGACCCUGACGAUGACUGCAAGGGAAUCUUCAUGGAUUGGUUCCUAUUCCCCUCCUGUUGUGUCUGCAGGUGUCUCAGCCCCCUCAAACAGUGACGAGCAAUCGCAUAAUCGAUUCGCAAAUGUGAUUUACGAAUCCAGGCAGAAGAGACUAAUGUUUCUGAUGGAAAAAUUCUUUUUUAAUCACCAUUGUCAUGUUUGAGCUUUUGAAGUGCCCAAAGAACAAUAGACUCCAACUAUUACGAGAGAUUGAUCAAUGACAAUCAAUACUCUUGGAGCAAAAGCACACGUACUGAAUUUAGGAAAACGUAAAAGAGAAUAUAGGGAGAAUGUAUUUGAAUUUAUUUGGAAAAGAAAUUGGUAACUAUUUUCGUGAAAGAAUUCAAGCGAAAAGAAAUAAGUUUAUGAUUGUGUAUUUAAAUUUGUGUGUAAAUGUUUAAUUAUUAGUUUAUUUUCUUACAAAAAAUCUAAAUAAACAAGACAAAAUGUCUACUAGUAAUGAAUUUAUAUUGUAUUUAAAUAUUUAAUUAAUCGAUAAUAUUUUAUGAAAGAGCAUUGUCUAAAGAUAAAAAUAGUAUCAGAUGAAUAAUUUAAAUAUAAAAAAUAAGCAAAGAAUAGAAAAAAUAAGCAAAAUUUGUAAUA